AGACGCACACGCGCACCGCGCGCGCUUCUGUUCCGCUGCUGGUCAAACUGGUUACUAGGGGAGCAGCACUACUAACUUAGUCGUGUCGGAAAUUAUGGGAUGGAUUGCCAUGGCAACAGACCAGACGUCACAAUCUGGGCAUGUGUGUUCCAUUUUUGUCUCUUUCUUGUUUCCAGUCCGGGGGAUCUGGAGAGAGGACGAGAGGAGAGGAGAGAGGCAGGUUUUUCUGCGAGCCUCCGAGACGGGGCAGCCAUCUUUCGGCGGACUGUUAAAUAAGAUCCUCACCUUCACGGGACCCGCGAGCCCUUCAAAGGCGUCGCGAUAUAUCGGCGCUCGUGGGGGGUUAAAGUCGCGGGACUUUGCACUGCUGGCUCGGAUGUGAUUUUUUUGUUGUUGUUAUGCAGUAAAGAUGCCCGGGUCACUGAGCAAUGAAGAAGAGGGCCAAGACGAUCUGGAUUUCGAAGACGACAUGCCAGACGAGGACGAGGACGCCGAGCGUGAUGGCGUGCUCCUCUCGCCCCUGGAGCGGUUCUUCUCCGACGACGACGCCGUCAAGCAGAAGAAGAAGAAACCCGGCAGGGCGAAGGAAGGCAAGAUGGCCAGGGUGAGGAAGAGCAAGAAGAGAGAGGGCGGCGGCGGAGGCGAGCGCGAGGACGUGUCGGACGGGGAGGAGCGGAGGAGGCGCUCCGAGAGCGAGAGCAGCAGCAGCGGCACGCCGAAGAAGAAGAAGAAGAAACCCAAAGAGAAGAAGGAGAAGAAAACCAAGUGGAGGAAGAAAGAAGACGAGGAGGACGAGGAGGACGAGGAGGACGGGAAUGCGAAGGAACCCAAGUCGUCCGGCCAGCUGAUGGAGGAGUGGGGCUUGGAGGACGUGCAGUAUGCCUUCUCGGAGGACGACUACAGGACCAUCACCAACUACAAGGCCUUCAGCCAGUUUCUCAGGCCCCUCAUUGCCAAGAAGAACCCCAAGAUCCCCAUGUCCAAGAUGAUGACCGUGCUGGGGGCCAAAUGGCGCGAGUUCAGCGCCAACAACCCAUUCAAGGGCACGUCCGCCACGGCCGUGGCUGCCGCCGUGGCCGCCGCCGUGGAAACCGUCAAUGUGGCCCCUCCCAUCUCAGUUAGCGGCAUCCAGCAGGUCUCCCCAGCAGGGCCGAUCAAAAAAGCCAAAACCAAAGAGGGCAAGGGGCCUGGUGCUAAGAAGAAGACCAAGCAGCCCAAGGACACCAAGAAAAAAGCAAAGACCAAGAAGCCGAAAUCCAAGUCAGGCCAGGGCGGCAAAAGGAAAAAGGCAUCCUCGAGCGAGGAGGACUUCCUGGAUGACUUCUCUGAUUUUGAUGAUGUCAGCAUCCACAGUGCCUCCGUCCGUUCCGACGCUUCAGGGGCACCCAAGAAGAAAACCAGACGAGGCCGCAAAAAAAGGAAAAGAGAAGACAUGGACGGCUAUGAGACAGACCAUCAGGACUACUGCGAGGUCUGUCAGCAGGGCGGGGAGAUCAUCCUGUGUGACACCUGCCCCAGAGCCUACCACCUGGUGUGCCUCGACCCAGAGCUGGAGAAGGCUCCUGAGGGCAAAUGGAGUUGCCCCCACUGCGAGAAGGAGGGCAUCCAGUGGGAGGCCAAGGAUGACGAGGAAGAGGAGGAGGAUGAUGCGGGCGAAGAGGAGGACGACCACAUGGAGUUCUGCCGCGUGUGCAAGGACGGUGGCGAGCUUCUGUGCUGCGACGCUUGCCCCUCCUCCUACCACAUCCACUGCCUGAACCCGCCGCUGGCAGACAUCCCCAACGGCGAGUGGCUCUGCCCCCGCUGCAUGUGCCCUCCUCUUAAAGGGAAAGUGCAGAAGAUUUUGCACUGGAUGUGGGGGGAUCCGCCCUUACCCCCGGAGGCCCCGCCCCCCCACGACGGAGAGAAGGCGGAGGGCGUGGCCAAACCCCCGCUCAAGGGCCGACCGGAGAGGCUGCUGUUUGUCAAGUGGGCCGGCCUGUCCUACUGGCACUGUUCCUGGGUGAACGAGUUACAGCUGGAGCUCUACCACACGGUCAUGUACCGCAACUACCAGCGCAAGAACGACAUGGAGGAGCCACCGCCGUACGACUACGGCUCCGGCGAGGAGGAGCUCAACAACGAGAAGAGGAAGAGCAAAGAUCCGCAGUACGCCGCCAUGGAGGAGCGCUUCUACCGCUACGGCAUCAAGCCCGAGUGGCUCAUCAUACACAGGAUCCUCAACCACAGUUUUGAUAAGGAUGGAGACAUACAUUACCUGAUCAAAUGGAGAGAUCUCCCAUAUGACCAGUGCACCUGGGAGGUAGAAGACUUUGACAUCCCUGACUACGAGAACUUUAAACAAGCUUACUGGGACCACAGAGAGCAGACGCUCGGGGAGGACCAUCGCCCCCUGGUGGUGAGGAAAUCCAAGCGCCCCAAAGAGGAAGUGAAGAGGAGAGAGGCUCCUCUGGAAACGCCAGUGGUGGACCCCACGGUCAAGUUCGACCAGCAGCCUUGGUACAUCAGUGCCACAGGAGGCACUCUGCACCCCUACCAACUGGAGGGCCUGAACUGGCUGCGCUUCUCCUGGGCGCAGGGCACCGACACCAUCCUGGCGGACGAGAUGGGCCUGGGCAAGACCGUGCAGACCAUCGUCUUCCUCUACUCGCUCUACAAGGAGGGUCAUUCCAAGGGCCCGUUCCUGGUCAGCGCUCCUCUGUCCACCAUCAUCAAUUGGGAGAGGGAGUUCGAGAUGUGGGCGCCCGACUUCUACGUGGUCACCUACACUGGAGACAAGGAGAGUCGUGGUGUGAUACGGGAGAACGAGUUCACCUUCGAGGACAGCGCCGUCAAGCCUGGACGCAAGGUCUUCCGCAUGAAGAAAGACACGCCGGUGAAGUUCCACGUGCUGCUGACCUCCUACGAGCUGAUCACCAUCGACCAGGCCAUUCUGGGGUCCAUAAGCUGGGCGUGUUUGGUGGUAGACGAAGCCCACAGGCUCAAAAACAAUCAGUCUAAGUUUUUCCGGAUCCUGAACGGCUAUAAGAUCUAUUACAAACUGCUCCUGACCGGCACCCCCCUCCAGAACAACCUCGAGGAGUUAUUCCACCUACUUAACUUCCUCACGCCGGAGCGCUUCAAUAACCUGGAUGGCUUCCUCGAGGAGUUUGCAGACAUCUCGAAGGAGGACCAGAUCAAGAAGCUACACGACCUGCUGGGCCCGCACAUGCUGCGACGGCUAAAAGCCGACGUCUUCAAGAACAUGCCCGCCAAGACGGAGCUGAUCGUGCGGGUGGAGCUGAGUCCCAUGCAGAAGAAGUACUACAAGUUCAUCCUGACACGGAACUUUGAGGCGCUGAAUUCCAAGGGCGGAGGAAACCAGGUUUCUCUUCUCAACAUCAUGAUGGACCUGAAGAAGUGCUGCAAUCACCCUUACCUGUUCCCCGUGGCUGCUGUGGAAGCCCCGGUGUCGCCCAACGGCUCCUACGACGGCAACCUGCUGGUGAAGUCCUCCGGCAAGCUCACGCUGCUCCAGAAGAUGCUAAAGAAGCUGAAAGACGAAGGGCACAGAGUCCUCAUUUUCUCGCAGAUGACCAAGAUGCUGGACCUGUUGGAGGACUUUCUGGAGUACGAAGGCUACAAAUACGAGCGCAUCGACGGCGGCAUCACGGGGGGGCUGCGACAGGAAGCCAUCGAUCGCUUCAAUGCUCCGGGGGCCCAGCAGUUCUGCUUCCUGCUGUCUACGCGUGCGGGGGGCUUGGGAAUCAACCUGGCAACUGCCGAUACGGUUAUCAUCUAUGACUCCGACUGGAACCCACAUAAUGACAUUCAGGCCUUCAGCCGAGCGCAUCGCAUCGGGCAGAACAAGAAGGUGAUGAUCUAUCGCUUCGUGACGCGGGCGUCCGUGGAGGAGCGCAUCACGCAGGUGGCCAAGCGUAAGAUGAUGCUCACCCACCUGGUGGUGCGUCCAGGCCUGGGCUCCAAGACGGGCUCCAUGUCCAAGCAGGAGCUGGACGACAUCCUGAAAUUCGGCACGGAGGAGCUCUUCAAAGACGACGUAGAAGCCAUCGGAGACAGCAAGGACGGUGAGGAGGGCAGCGUGAUCCACUACGACGAUGACGCCAUUUCCAAGCUGCUGGACCGUAGCCAGGACGCCACGGAGGACACAGAGAUCCAGAACAUGAACGAGUACCUCAGCUCCUUUAAGGUGGCGCAGUACGUGGUGCGUGAGGAAGAUGGUGAGGAAGAGGUGCAGAGGGAGAUCAUUAAGCAGGAGGAGAACGUGGACCCAGACUACUGGGAGAAGCUGCUGCGCCACCACUACGAGCAGCAGCAGGAGGACCUGGCCCGCAACCUGGGCAAGGGAAAGAGGAUCCGCAAGCAGGUCAACUACAACGACACGUCGCAGGAGGACCAGGAGUGGCAAGAUGACCUUUCAGACAAUCAGUCCGAGUACUCAGUGGGGUCCGAGGAUGAGGAUGAAGAUUUCGAGGAGAGACCUGAAGGAGGGCGCCGGCAGUCUCGCAGACAGCUGAAGAGUGACCGGGAUAAACCGCUCCCACCACUGCUGGCCAGAGUAGGGGGCAACAUUGAGGUACUUGGCUUUAACGCACGGCAGAGGAAGGCCUUCCUGAAUGCCAUCAUGCGAUGGGGCAUGCCCCCGCAGGACGCGUUCAACUCCCACUGGCUCGUCAGGGACCUCAAAGGCAAAAGCGAGAAAGAGUUCAGGGCGUACGUAUCCCUGUUCAUGCGGCACCUGUGUGAACCCGGAGCGGACGGGGCUGAGACGUUUGCAGACGGCGUGCCGAGGGAGGGGCUGUCCCGACAGCACGUCCUCACCAGGAUUGGGGUCAUGUCUCUGGUUCGGAAAAAGGUGCAGGAGUUUGAGCAUGUGAAUGGGAAAUACAGCACUCCAGAUCUGAUUCCUGCUGGCUUAGAACUAAAGAAACUCACUGAAAGUCUGUCAUCAGACCCAAACACCCCUGUUCUAGCCAGUCCUGCCCCUACACAGCCGAGCACACCUGUUCCUUCAGCAGUGUCCGACUGGAGUUUGUGUCUGACAGACAAGACUGACUGUGGUCCUGGUCCCCAAGAAGACAAAGAGACUGCUGACCAGGACGGCGCCAAAGCAGUGGAUUCCGAGCCUUCCAAAGAGUCAGAGCCCUCCCCCACGCCGGAGACGACCAAUGAGAGUGAAGAACCAAAGAGAGCCAGCUCUGAGGAGAAGUCCAGCGAGGAAAGCGAGAAAAAAGACAACCCGCCCUCCCAGUUGGAGCCGUCGUCCAAUCAAACCCAGCCAUCAUCCAAAAAGACGGAACAGCCCGCCAAUCAGAUGACGCCGACAGGGGAGCAAAAUAAAGAUCCAGAGAACUCGCCUGAGAAAACAGAGAAUGACUCUGCUCCUCCGAAAGGAGAAGACAAAGAGCAAAAACCAGUCGUCACGUUCGGGGCUGCUGACCUCUUGGACGCCCCGCGCGUGUUGAUUUCUGCAGCGGCCACCCGCGAGGCGCAGUGCGAGGACCCUGCGGAGUCUCAGCUGAACGGAGAGAAGGAGGCCAGGGACGAGGUGGACGAGAGCGCCAAGGACGACAGGAGCACCAGCAAGGCGCGCUUUAUGUUCAACAUCGCCGAUGGGGGCUUCACGGAACUACACACUCUGUGGCAGAACGAAGAGCGGGUGGCCCUGUCAUCUGGAAAGAUGUACGACAUCUGGCACCGUCGCCAUGACUACUGGUUGCUGGCUGGCAUAGUAACACACGGCUACGCGCGCUGGCAGGACAUCCAGAAUGACCCGCGCUACGCCAUCCUCAAUGAGCCCUUCAAAACGGAGAUGAAUAAAGGGAACUACUUGGAGAUGAAGAACAAGUUCCUCGCUCGCCGUUUCAAACUGCUGGAGCAGGCGCUGGUGAUCGAGGAGCAGUUACGCAGGGCAGCCUACCUGAACAUGAGCCAGGACGCCAGCCACCCAGCUAUGGCCCUGCACAGCCGCUUCGCCGAGGUGGAGUGCCUGGCUGAGUCACACCAGCACCUGUCCAAAGAGUCGCUCGCCGGGAACAAGCCCGCCAACGCCGUCCUGCACAAAGUGCUGAACCAGCUGGAGGAGCUGUUGAGCGACAUGAAGGCCGACGUGACGAGGCUGCCGUCCAUGCUGUCUCGCAUCCCACCCGUCUCCGCCCGCCUGCAGAUGUCCGAGAGGAGCAUCCUCAGUCGUCUCACCAGCCGGGGCAACGAGCUGCCCCCCCAGCAGUCUUUUCCCCAGGGCUCAUUCGCCUGUUCUCAGAUGUACAGUAACAGUUUUGGAGGGGGUUUCAGAGGCCCUGGCGGCACACCCAUGGUGAACUACAGCCAGAUGCCCCUCGGCCCGUACAUCAGCGUUUCCUCCAACGGUCCGCCGCCACCCAACAGCCACCUGGACAAGAAGCCGUGCGACGCUCUGAGAGACGCGUCUCCCCCCGACCUGAAAUCCGGCAAGCCCACCGACGUCAUCUGCAUCGAAGACUAACCCUGACCGCCGGCCUCCACCCCGUUCAGGGACGAACGGGCGCCGUUUUGGGUGCGCCCUGUCCUGCAGAUGACUAGCUACCAUACAGAUAUAAACUCACCGUAUCCAUUGCACUUUCGUCUCGCGUACGCGCCGGUUAAGUUUGUUCGGUAGGCACCUGCUUUCUCGCUUUACUCCUGUGAUUAUGAAACGGUCUGUCAGCCGAGAGGACCGAGCACUGGCUGCCGGCUUCCCCAACCCACCCCACAACCUCCUCUCCCCCCCCGUGUCAUGCUUAUGGAGGACGAUCUUCUGCUCCCAUGUCUCCUGUUUUGUUGAAAACUCUCUGGCCUCUGCUUGACCCAGGCUUUGGGGUCUGGCGCAGCCUCACCCUGACUAUCUCCUGCACUAGUAUCCACUUCUGUUUGGAUGUAACGUACAAUCUUCCCCUCUUGCACCUCGAACACAUUCUUUUGCCACUGCUUGAAUGUGGUGUGCCACUGCUGCCCCCUAGAGGUUCUUUUUCUGUAGUGCAUCCCGAAGAAGAGAAAUACGGACUUGCAGUGCCACAGUGGUGAAAAGCAUAUGAGAGAAGAGUAGACACCCGAACGCUUUAGCUACGGAUUCAUGUGAUAUCUUUUGUUUGGAAUGCACUGUAUAGUGAAUUAAAGGCAUUUGCUUAGCUAAGCACUGGAAGAAUGGGUGUAAACACAUGCUGCGUGCACUAAGAAACACAGUGUUCUGUAUCAUGAAAGUUAUUUAGCCAUAUCCUGGAAUUACUGAUCCGUUAUAUACGGUCCUUGUCAGGUUUUUUGUUUUUAUUGUUCUGUUUUGCUUAACAAUAUAAAUGGAACUUUGCUUGAUGGACAUAAGUAAAUAUGAGAUCAUAAACAAGUAUCCUAACAGCCACCAACUACAGAUAGAUGUAGUUUGAAUUGUCUGUGAAACACUUUCUUUAAUAUCUGAAUGUUGAUAAUCAAGCACGGCGUAUGAUCCAAGGUGUUUAUCUCUCCGACGGCCUCUUUGCAGACGGUAUUGGGGGUCCGUGGCGUUAUAGGAGGCUGAGGGUGUGUUAUAGAGCAGAAACCAAGUGUUCUCCUUGUUUCUUCAUUGUUGAUUAUACAGAAAGAGUGAAUGUGCCGACUCCUGGCAUCUGAUUUAAGCUGGGAGCGUCUGAAUUUACGGAGAUAGCGUGUGCUGUGUAUUCCUCCGUAAGGGGGACAUUUCUGGGUUUUUUUUUUAUUUUCCCAUGAUAGCAUUACUUUUAUUCUCAUUUUGAAUGUAUCAUCGCGAUCUUUGGGCUGAAACUCGGAAGAGGCGCUUUCUCCAAAGACCAGAGUGGCGUUCUUUGACCGUUGGACUCCUUUCCGGACCUGAAAAUCUGGAACAGUAUGUUUUGCUUAUUAUAUAUAGUGCAUUUUCCCCUGUAUGUCAGUGUGUGAAGGAUAUUAACAGUCUGUAGCUGUGGGCCACUGGAUCUGUGAACAGACCUGCUUUUGCUACCAUUACCAGUACGCAAGCGGAAAAGGUUGGGUCUAAUUUUAAAAUAAUCUACUACGUGUUUUUAAUCUGUAACUUCCCGAUCAUUUCAGUGGGUCUCCAGGCACGCUGACGUACAGCCAGGUGAAACCUAAUUUAAUUACUGAUGUCCUCUGCACCUUCUGGUUCUAGUAUUUGGUAUUCAGCCAUUGUGUGGCUUUCUUUCUCUAAUGGAGGUUAAACUGUUUGUCUGGGUUUUUUUCUGUUGUGUCUUUUGCAUCCCGCCACCAGUGUAAGUGGUUGCUAACAUGCUAAACUUGAUCAUCGCACAAAGUGUAGUUGAGUACUUGAAUGGUGUUCAUAUGUGUAGACAAUGAAUGUGGGCGGGGCAGGGGAGGGGCCAUGGAGGGUAGUGGGAGGGGCGAGGGCUCAUAGUUCAGUAUUCAUACACACAAAACCUCAGAUUUUACACAUCGCAUCACGUAAGGAAAGACAGCCUCAAACCAUUAAAUAACGAUAAAUCCAAACUUUGCAGGAUGCUCAUGAAGAUGACUGUAUGUAUUUGACGAACUGGGCUUCGGUUUCUAUUAAAUAAUCAUCAUUUUUUUUCCUCUUUAAAUGUAGUGCAGAUAUUGACAUUGCGCUCUGGUUAAAAUGCAAUCAAACUGAAGCUAAUAUGAAUGUACUGAAUAUAAAACAAAGCUUCAGUCUAAUACCACUGGUGUACACUAGGCUUCAAAAGCUACCAAAAGGCUGAAGUGGUUCGCGGUGCCGCUGCUGCCGUGAGUCCCCAGCAUGCACUCGCGCGCCUCCGUGCUUCGCUUUGGUCUAGCGAGGGCUCGCUACGAGCUAGAGCAUAAAUCUAACCAGUGUUGCUGUCUUGUUUAAGAUAACGGAAUGAACAGGAGAGAGGUGAAUUGUCAUCAUUUUACUUUGUACUGAGUGUAAUUUGUUUAAUGUGUUUUAAUAAAUUCUCUCCGAUAAGAAA
Molecule: messenger RNA, 8930 nt
Organism: Electrophorus electricus (electric eel)
Lineage: Eukaryota; Metazoa; Chordata; Actinopteri; Gymnotiformes; Gymnotidae
Gene: chd5
Product: chromodomain helicase DNA binding protein 5
Biological process (GO): chromatin remodeling
Cellular component (GO): chromatin; NuRD complex; nucleus
Molecular function (GO): chromatin binding; ATP-dependent chromatin remodeler activity; DNA binding
Source: RefSeq, a predicted model, not a curated record